UACAGUCAAAUUCGCGCAAAUUCAUCCGAUGGCGGGAGGUCACGGUUAGACCGUAGGAUGAUUCAGAGCGAUCAUGGACAAUGUGAUAUUUGUUUUGAAUCAGUCCCAUUUGACAAUAUGUUACUACUCUCUAGGUGUGGGUGUUCCUUCUGUCGAGAAUGCUUGACAUUAUACGUUACUUCUAUUCUGCGGGAUCGUAUUGAUGUCAGCUGUGCAUGUCCAAGUUACCAGUGUAGUCAAAAUGGUUGGUUGACGGAAUCAGAGAUAAAGGAAUUACUACCCUCUGAUGUUUAUGAGCGGUUUUCUCUGAAGAAACUUCAGCGAGAAAUUGAGCAAAAUAUAAAUUUGACGUUUUGCCCAGCGGUAAAUUGUGGUGCUGUCUGUCAAGUCCCUACUAGUCUAAAGGUGACCUUACCGAAUGGUUCAAAUCCUCCUGCCAAGGGAAACAGACGUACCAUAGAGCGGUUUUCCAGAUGGUACAAGAAAUAUCUUUGCUCUGGUACUCAUAAUUCUUCCAAUUCUGAAAGUGCAAUUUUUCGUGGCAACAGCAGCUCCAGGAUUCAAAAUCAUACUUAUGAGAAGUCUGUUAACACUGUUACGAGUGAAACUGAAGACCAUGUAAUGUCACCUAUAAACCAAUUUAUGGAACAAAAGAGUCUACCAUUUACCUCUGAAAAGCAACUGUUGACGUGUCAAGUAACUCCCGUUCGUCCAGCUGUUCGGAUUGUAUGCAAACAGUGUUCUCAUGAAUUCUGUGCUCGUUGCCAUCUAAACUGGCACUCAGGAAGAGGACCUUAUGUGUGCGAAGAGUAUACCGAGAGUAUUUUACCACGAAGUAAAAAUAAAAAACUAGGUACCCAUUCUAAAAAUCAACGGAAUUUGCGUGGAGUUUCUAAGAAACAUGCUGAUACUUUUAGUACUACUAACCACAUUGGUAUUUAUGCAAGCUCAAAUCCCGGUGCUUUGGUCAAAAACAAAUCGGAAUACAUCAGUAAAAUGAAAUCCUUGAGACAACCUUCUGAGAAAAAUAGGAAGAAAUUAUCCUUUUCACGAUCCAAAAUGAAACAAGGAGGUUAUUCACAAUCACGUUCUAGCAUUCACCUAUCCAAUAACGACGUCAGUGACAAAAUUGAUGUUUCGGUUCUCACUGUGGGGUUUCCUCCGUACUCUCCAGAUGAUUGGUUGAAACGUUGUCCAGCCUGUUUAGUACCUAUUGAACGCAUUGAAGGUUGUGCCCAAAUGAUGUGCCGGUCAUGUAAACAUACUUUUUGUUGGUAUUGCUUGACAUCGUUGGAUGACGAUUUCUUACUGCAACAUUAUGAUGAUGGUGCAUGUAAGGGUAAACUUGGACAUUCUCGCGCGUCAGUUAUCGGUCAUCGUGUUUAUUGUCAUCUAUUGGUCAUGUUAUUGCUUGUUUUUGAGAUUUCUUUGUAUUACUACAUGGUAUUGAAAUUAAAAAAGGAGUAGAAGAUUUACCAUGACACUCAUUUAAAUGUAUGUAUUCUGAUAUAAUUUUGCUUUCCAAACCUCUGCAACUGAAUUAUGAUCGUAACCUGUGAUUUGUCGGUUGAAAUUGGGAUCCGUGGAUACAUGCUACGAAUGUGCUUUCAAACUAUUCAACGUCUGUCAAUCUUAGAAGUGGUCGGGAGGUCACGGUGUGAAGUGAAAGGUAAUAGUAUUGACUGUUAUAUGUGGGGGUGCAUCAUGACUCUCUGAAUGAGUUCUGAAAGAUUACGCUACUCAGGAAGUUGAGAUGUAUUUAGACAUGUCUUAGGAUCGAAAUCAGUAGCGCGCAUGCCGCAAUUUCCUAUUUCUGAACAACCUGCCAGAUAUCCUUAAUUAUGUUUAUCUGCUUUCAUUCUGCUGUUCUGUUACUACUUCAUAUCUUUUGUUAUUUUGUAUAUUUCACCACUUUGUGUUCAUACUUUACGAAGUUUGUGUUUUUAAGUACGUAACUAAGAAACUUUGCAAGUCUCCAUCUUUCGGAAACUGACUCAAAAACAAUUGGUUGGCUCACAUUUAAGUAAUUCCAACUAUUUUAGUUUAUUCGAAAAUAAUAGAGAAAUUUUAUUUGGUCAUAUACACAGUGAUGCAGUAUUACUUAUUCACUGAUGACGUUUUGAGCAAAAUUUAUUCCACAUAUCAUAUCAGAGUUCUCGGUAAGUUGGACUCUGAACGUCACCACCAAAUAACUAAUCCUAUAUCACUGUUUGUCUCAUCAAGCAGAAAUAUUCAUUUAUGCAAUUAUAUUCUCCAACAGUCCCCAUAUAAUGUUCUCAAACUGUUAAGAAUUAGUCCACUAUAGGGACUUAUUGUUACUAAUCAGUUGUACCUGUUGAUGUAUUAGGGCUAUGCCAUUCAGCCUACGGGAUCAUUUUGGGGUCUCAAGGCUUGAGUGAUUUUUUCGUAAAUUCUAAAAGGUGUCCUUUCACGUCUCUCUAACAUGGAUCGAGUGCUCCUCCAUGCAGGUCUUCUCAGUGAUUUUACCCAAGGCUUCUGACUUAUUCCUGAUGACUGCAGUGAAGGUGUCCUUUGUAAUUUCAUCCUUCAUUUUCUGAGUGUCAAACUUUAAUUGUGGUCUAUUUUCAGCUUCUCUGAAGGUUUUCAACUUAACCAUGAAGGUUCCUUAUAGUAGAUAAUGAUCUGAGCCUACAUCUCCUCUUCUCGAUUUGUUUCCACUUCUUGAAAUUGAGAUGAAGUCUAUCCAAGCUUUGGUGUGUCCGUUUGGUAAAACCCCUAGUCACCUUGUAUAUAUCCUUGUGUUUGCACACUGUCUCCAGUCUCCAAAUCAGUGAAGAAUCAGAUGUCUGAGAAGACUUCUCCUCUCAGAAUCGUUUCACUGAACGAGCGCUUAUCGAUCAAUGAUGAGUUCUUUUACUCUGCUAUGUGCUCCCAGUCUGGCUAACAUACAUAUCACCCAUGGGAAUUUUGAUGUCCCCAUCUAGCUGAGGUUUCGUCCAUUAUUGUUUUCGGUUGUCUGACGAAGUCUUCCCUCUUCUCCACUGGAUGUGGGUUGUCACGCUAUGCGCAGCAGUGUAUAUUCAAUUGAAACUUUCCUUCUUUUUGAGACGAGUUUUAAUGUCAAGAUGUUGGUAAAAUCAAGAUGGACAUUUCCUUAUUGUUUUCAUGGUUGUCGUUUGGGUGAUUGGAGUAGAUUUUUAACUUUCCACUUAACAAUUCUGAGAGUUCAUUUGCAAUCCAUCUGUUCUCACAGGUUCCUAGCACUUUUAUGCCAUAUCUUCUCAUUUCUCCUGUAAUCACAUCAGCCUUACCAUCAAAUUCCAAACAUGAUAUGGACAUUCCAUGUCCCUAUACUAACUCUUGCUUUCAUUGGGAAGAAAAAGGGUUGGUUGCCUGUUUUCCUGAAGGCUCCUACCGGCAUCAUCUUUUCUCGAUUUGAGGAGUUUUCUCAAUUUCAGCGAAGAGUAAUUUCAUUGUUUUCCUGUUUUCUGUGUUUUUAAAUCACAGGGGAGAUGGGGUUUUUUUUCCAGUGGUGGGUUGCUAGUCGCACGCCUCAAACUUGCCUCUUUUAUCGGGCUUAUAAGACUGCUUGGUAAUUUAGUUGAGGUUUUCUUUGGUUUCAUUCAUGGUUUUUAUUUCUUUCUGUAGUUACUACUUAGCGUUGCGGAAAAAUGAGUUCAAAUUGCUUACUUAACACUAUUCUAGUUAAAAUUUCUAUCGUGAUAACUAAUUAUUCUGUGCUGCUUUGUUAACCAUUGGAACAAAAUACAUUUUGUGAGCUGUGAACCGUUGCUAUUAAUUUGCAUCUGAGUUGAAGAAUGUUAAACAGCACUAAAUAAAACUAAUAUCAGUCCUCGGCUAAUACCCACUAUCUUUGGUUAAUUGUAGUUAAAGAUACUUUAAGGGUCAAAUCGGUUUUAAAUUCUACAGUUUAUUUAUUUCUUGAUUAUUCCAUGAAAAAGCUAGGAAUUUGACACAGGUGGAGACGAAAUAUUUUCCUUUGUUGGUAACUCCAAAAUACAAAUGUUCUCUUAUUUCAAGAUAAAUCCUCUUCCACACUUUAACAGUAAUUAGUGGGGAUAAACAUUUAUUUCUGGCGCUAUUUGCAGCAACUCUAGCUCCUCGUGAAGCGCUUCUAAGGAUGACUUGCUAGUAAGCAUUUUAUAUAGUUCUGUAAUAUAUAUAUAUAUAUAAUUCUUUUACGUUCCCAGUGGAACAUAAGCUAGAGCUUUGAAGUUUCGGUAGCAGUGGUAUUUACUUUUAUAAGUUGGGGUUGCUAGUCUCAUACCUAACCUUCCUUCUUUACCAGCCAUUACUGCCUUAGCGAGUUAAAAGAGUUCGCUGGCCGAGGAUCGAACCCCGAGCCACCUACGUGGUUGGCGAGCAUUCUACCGCUUAUUUGUAUGACUUUUCUGUCGACCUUGUUUUAAUUUAUUUCACUUUCUUCCAGAUCAAUUGUUGAUAUUCAUUGUGACCUGUGUGAAUCCCCGUGACAUGUUUAACAAAUGAAAUGUCUGUCAUUGGCUUACUCAGAUUUCAAUAAACUUGUUAACCUAUUCAAUCACAGUUAUUACAAAUUACUUUAUUCAGAUGUGAUAUCAAAAGUCGAGCACGAAUGGUGUUUGCUAUUGCACUUUUAUAUAUUUGGAAAAGUUGGAAUUCUAUUGUUUUUCUGUUCUCCAAAAGGAAGUAGUGGACGACUCAUUGAAAAGUUAGCUUAAAUGAGUUAUUUUCAGUGUACUUGUGCAACUUGGUUAUGUUCUGUUAAAUUUAGUCUUCUUUUCUGUUUCAUAGGUUGUCAGUGUAUUCACCGGACUA
This is a messenger RNA of Trichobilharzia regenti, 4779 nucleotides long. NCBI's taxonomy places the organism in Eukaryota, Metazoa, Platyhelminthes, Trematoda, Strigeidida, Schistosomatidae. The record is from the annotation of a GenBank genome assembly.